This is a messenger RNA of Phytomonas sp. Hart1, 1926 nucleotides long. NCBI's taxonomy places the organism in Eukaryota, Euglenozoa, Kinetoplastea, Trypanosomatida, Trypanosomatidae. The record is from the annotation of a GenBank genome assembly.
AUGCAUGAUGUUAUCGGUCAACCCCUUACCGCCAUACCUGAUACCGUCGAUGCGAUUCUUCGCCGUCCUGAGCCACUGGAUGAUAUAGAGGUACGCGGUAUUUUUCACGAAAGCUCCUAUAUUCUAUUGCGUGCAGAGGAAGCACUUUCGGUAAAAGAUGGUGAAGCUUUUUGUGCAUUAUUCAAGCUUUUUUCAGAGGCGUUUGCUCACAGCGAUGUCAUGUUUGAGGAGGGCAUUAAAACUUUUGUCUUGCAUAAAACAUUGUUGGAGACCGUACAUUCUAUCUUUUGUGUGAUAGUGAGACAGCGACACCUUCCACCCCAUAACCCUGGAACAAUAGAGUUGAUCCAUGUUAUCAGCAACCUGUGUGAUAGUGAGGGGCUAAAAGAUAACUGCGGAGUUUUUUUUAUGUCAGAUUUGGCCCAGUUGCUUAUGUGUGUCUACGAGGAUAAAUAUGAAGCGAAAAAGCAUUUCCAUCUCCAAAGAGGAGUUACCACGGCACUCAUUAACCUAGUCAAGGGUUCCAAGGAAAAUAAACUGCGUUUGAGUUCUUGGAAGUUUGUGGCCGACUGCUGUAUGGCUAGUGUGGAUGUUUUCUUUCAACUACAGUGCUCUGAGCUGCUGUUUCGAGUGUCACGACCAAAAAGGAGCGUACUGACAGAAUUGAAGGGCUCACUUCGACAAGAUAUCCUUGAUAAACUAAGUUCACUUCCUAAUGAUAGUACACUUUUGCGAAGGAUGAUCGACUUAAUCCAGGACUUGAAUUCUGAUAACCCUGAGGUGUUGCACUUUUAUCUCAAGCAGGUAGAUGCAGCGGAUACAUUGUUGACGGAAAGCACAGAUGCAUACUUCACACCUCACUAUUUUACUGUCAUGGUCACUUCAUCUAACGCAGAUAACAUUACUAUUCCAUACAAGUCCAUUCGCUCUAUAACGCUUGGUAAAGAUGGUCGUAUCAUCAUCAAAUUGGAGGAUUUUCCUGUCAAACUUGAGGUGCUUCUGAGUCACACUCCUGGCAUGGAUAUUAUUACUCUGCACCUAACGGUGGAACGUCUGCGUGCAUUCAAGCAGUCGGCUAUUCAUGAGUGGAUUGUCUCCGAGUUGACUGCCAAGAAGUCAACUAUAUCUCAACAAACAGAACAAGCUAUUCCCUCUACUUCUAUUAAUCAUGAUCAUUGCUCCAACAUUAGUCGUUUGAAACGUCAGACAUCUGAGAUAUCGCGCGAAAAGAUUGACAACAGACAACAGGACUUGCCCACUGGUGUGACCACCGCAGAGCAGCCUUCAGUAUCCACUAGAGGCACGCUGCAUAAAAAAGCAAUGCUCAAGCCGUUGACGAGCCUAGAAACCCCGGGUUCGUUCGAACUGGAGAAGCCCUUACUUGAUAUUAUUGAUAACAUAUCGAAGAGUGCAUCUUCAGAAGAGGCGCAUGCGAUUUUUGCUCAGUUAAAUCGCCUAAUUGAGGCCAAGGUAGAAGUGAGUCACGGUGGGGCUGUGACAUCACUGAGCAGGCAGAUGUCGUUGAUUCAAAAAAAAGUGGAUACAGCGCGCAGCGAGGCAUCUGAAAGCCGUAAUUUGUGGCAGCAAAACAUGAUAGCAGAGAUGGAGAAGCUCGAACAGCACAUCAAUCUUACACAAACCAUGGUUGUCGAUGGCGUGUUGAAAUUAAACGAGGACCUUCGCCAAGUAAAGCAAAACAACCAGGCCCUCAACGAGCGAAUUGCAUUCAUCGAAUUCGAGCUGCAGCGCACCUUAGAGGAGAGCCGGGGUGUGGAAUUAAUGGAAGUGCAAGAAUUACAGGAUAUGUGCAAGAGAGAUGUCGAACAACACGAAUUUGAGCUGGAUCAGCAAAUGAUAAACAGACACAACUCAGGUGUAUCUCUAAUGAACUACUUCCGAGAAUCCCCACUGUGCGAUAGUGCUUAG